This is a messenger RNA of Alosa alosa (allis shad), 2689 nucleotides long. It is a transcript of the gene sox7, whose product is annotated as SRY-box transcription factor 7. The record is from RefSeq and is a predicted model, not a curated record. Gene Ontology annotation, biological process: anatomical structure morphogenesis; cell differentiation; regulation of DNA-templated transcription. Lineage: Eukaryota; Metazoa; Chordata; Actinopteri; Clupeiformes; Clupeidae. Gene Ontology annotation, molecular function: RNA polymerase II cis-regulatory region sequence-specific DNA binding; DNA-binding transcription factor activity, RNA polymerase II-specific. The coding region runs from base 415 to 1668 and encodes 417 amino acids. The transcript has 2 exons.
CGCAGGUCUCAAGUUGCAAUCAAGGAGGAGCUGAGAAUCCUUCGGGGCCCGUGUUGGAACCUGCUGCACAAAUAUAAAGAGCUGCCUCUCCAUAACAAGGAAAGAGUGAAUCACAGGUUUCGAGGAGGAGUCGAAAGGAGCGCACCGUGCACACACCAAAAACGGACAGCAGCUCAUAUCAUUUAGCAUAGUAGACUGGAAACCAAUUUGGUCUCACAUGAUUUUAAAUGUUCUGUUGCAGUUUUUUUUGGAAAUUACUUUUUUUUAUUUAAAAAGUAUUAGUUCACCUGAGUAUAAGACCUAUACUUGUGUUUUGUAAUUGACUCAGUAGAAUUAGUUAUUUUUUAAAAAAAAGUUUCAGAGAGGGGAGCUAAGCGCCGCAGCCAACAGUCUGCUCCAGUGCAGGGUUCAAGAAUGGCGGCGUUAAUUAGUGCGUACUCUUCUUGGCCGGAGAGCUUCGAGUGCUCUGCGGGAGAUGGAGACGUCCCUGACGGACACACCUCCCACAGAGGUUCUGUUGACAAGACCUCGGAACCGCGCAUCAGGAGACCCAUGAACGCUUUCAUGGUGUGGGCCAAGGAUGAGCGAAAGAGGCUAGCCGUUCAGAAUCCUGACCUUCACAAUGCAGAACUUAGCAAGAUGCUUGGAAAGUCCUGGAAGGCUCUGACCCCACCGCAGAAGCGGCCGUACGUGGAGGAAGCAGAGCGUCUGCGGGUGAAGCACAUGCAGGACUACCCCAACUACAAGUACCGGCCACGCCGGAAGAAGCAGCUGAAGCGCAUCUGCAAGCGCGUGGACCCCGGCUUCCUCCUGGGCGGCCUUGCCCCUGACCAGAACGCUCUGCCGGACCCGCGCAGCUGCUGUCACCCGCUGGACAAGGACGACGACGGAAGUGGCGGUGGUGUCAUCGGAGGCAGCGGCGGUGUGGGAGGAGGGUUCUCGUCACCGUCCCUCCCCGGGAUGAGAGUCUUCCGGGAUGCGGCCGGCUCUAACAGCAGCUUUGACACCUACCCCUAUGGCCUACCCACGCCUCCGGAGAUGUCCCCCCUGGAUGCGGUGGAGCACUCCGAGCACCCAUCCUUCUAUCCGGCCUCUGUGCCCGUGAGCUCCAGCGGCUCCUGUCCCCCGUCCUCCUCAGGCGCGCCGUGCUCCGAUGACCGCCGCCUGGGCCCGGCCCACCUGACCAGCCCGCCGCCCUACCACCCAGACUAUUCCCAACAGGGUCCACCACCUCCCCCUCCCCACCACUGCGGCCCCCACAUGGGCCACCACCACCACAUGUCCAUGUCCCACCAGCUCCCCUACUACGCCUCCUCCUUCCCCCAGAUCCAGAUCCACCACCACGGGCUGCAGGGCCACCACCUGGGCCAGCUCUCCCCGCCACCUGAGCAGGGUCAGCUGGAGAGCCUGGACCAGUUGAGCCAGGCCGAGCUCCUGGGCGAGGUGGACAGAGACGAGUUCGACCAGUACCUGAACUCCAACUCUGCCGCCACUGCUAUGGCUGGCGGUGGCUACCACCACGGCGGGGAGCAGGGCGCCAUGACUGUGACGGGACACAUCCAGGUGACGGCUGCUUCCGCUUGCUCUAGCAGCACCACAGAGAGCAGUCUGAUCUCUGUGCUGGCGGACGCCACCGCUGCGUACUACAACAACUACGGCAUCUCCUAAACAUAAACAAAACACAACACUGGACUCAAUACCAUGAGCAGUGGGUUCAUCGGGACAGGUCUGAUAUGAGACUACCAGCCUGAACGGCUGACAAACGAGGCGAGGACGUGGAGACCAGAGGGGGAGAUGGACAAAGACAGGUCGAAGGUCAUCUCAGGGAUAAACAGACAGUUUCUCAAAUUUAAUGUUAUUGUUCCAAAAAAAGAAUAAGUGAAGAGAGAAGGAAAAAAAGAAAGGAAGCAAUCUAAUGAGCUGAUUUUUUAAAGUCUUAUCAUAUAGUUCAGAGUGUGUCACUGAAGCAUGUACCUAUGUGCCCUUAGGCUUAUUUAAGUAUUUCUAUGUUUUGCAUAUUUUUCAUUGUACUGCUGUCUUAAGUUCUUCUUUAGUUGGAAUUGUCUUCAUACACAUUUGUAUGAACCUCAUGAAUUGUUUUUGUUUUUACCUCAGCAAUUGGUAUUUAAAGAAGGCUAUUUUAGAAUGCAGGAAUCCCAAAUGACAUAAUAAUAGUGAAUGAAGGAAGAUCAUUGAAUACCUUUUCCCCCCACAUAGUUCCUAAACAUUUAUAUGAAUACUUACUUAAAUAUAUAUACUCAUAAUCGUUAUGGCCGAGAAUAAUAAUGAUAAAUAUUAUGGUAUGCUGAUCUAUGCUGGUUUGUGAAAUUUAAUUAAUUUAAUUACGCACCAGUUUUUUGUAUUGAUAUUAUUGCUACCCCCUUGAACACCCACCCUCACACAAAAGUAAAAAAAUCUAAAAUGACUUUGGAAUGAACCUAAAAAUGUCUGUACUUCUGUAGGACCAACAUAGAGUGAGAAUUAUGAAGAAAGCUGGAUCCCAGAUAACUUUUUGUGUGUUUAAGGCAUUGUCACAGUUAAUAUCUGGCACCAUCUGUAAUAGUAUAAGGGUGAAAUGAAGCAUUUCAUAAGUGCUACUGAUUGUAUGUAGAAAUGUGAGAAGGACCGUUCCCCUUCAAGGACCUGAUUAGAUCUGAAGCAAUGUAAUAAAGAAGUCAUUUUAAACCAA